Molecule: messenger RNA, 561 nt
Organism: Salvelinus namaycush (lake trout)
Lineage: Eukaryota; Metazoa; Chordata; Actinopteri; Salmoniformes; Salmonidae
Product: actin-associated protein FAM107A-like
Exons: 4
Coding region: 1-561 (186 amino acids)
Biological process (GO): regulation of actin cytoskeleton organization; actin filament polymerization; actin filament bundle assembly
Cellular component (GO): stress fiber; neuron projection; synapse
Source: RefSeq, a predicted model, not a curated record
AUGGAUACUAGCAGUGUCAUCCCAAACAGAACACCAGGGAGGCAGAGAGAGGGACUGAUCAAGUCAGCCUCAGCCCACGCUGGCCUGCUGUCGGAACAGGAUGGAGCGCAGGGUCAACGUGCAGAGGACCAAGAGCAGGGGAAGUCAGGUGGAUCACCACCUCAGCCAGAGAGUCAGGAAGAGGAGGGCAGAGAUUUUAUCAUCCAGACCAAGAAGCGCCUCAACCUGGUCAGCGUCUCCAAGAGCCACCAGGAGCUCCACCGGGAGUUAAGGAUGACACACAAGAGAGGUCCCUGUCUGGAGGUGAAGCCGGAGCUCCAGCGUGUUCUGGAACAGAGGAACUGGGAACAGGGGAUGAAACAGAGGAGAGAGGCAGAGGAGGAGAAGAAGAACCGGUCUCCUCUCCAACAGGAACUGCUCAAGAGGCACCAGAGGCUGGGGGAGCUGGAAAGGGAGCUAAAGGCACAGCAGGAGGGCCUGCAGAGUUCCCCAGAGUUCAUCAGAGUUAAAGAGAGCCUGAGACGCACCACCAUACUGGAUGUGGGAGAGAAGGUAGUUUAA